AUGGCUUUUGAUAAAAAAAAACAAAUUCGCGGUAUUCGGAUUUUAUUAACUGUUUUCUAUGGAUUUUUAUUAUCAAGUAUAUUAUUUCGUUAUGUUAUUCAUGGUAUUAUUGAAACAAUUCGACGACCAACAAAUCCAUAUGCUAUUGCAACGAUUGCUAUCGGCGGUUUGAUUCUCAUUUCAAUUUUUUUGGCUACUUAUGCAACAUGGUUUGAUAAUGCAAUUAUAUUAAUGGUUUCAGGCAUUGUAUUUCUUUUUGUAUUCGGUUUAACAUUGAUCUUUGGUAUAAUACGUAUUGUUAAAACGGCACCUAAUCGUGUAGUAACAACAACGAGAGCUCCUAAUGUUUUGAUAAAUCCGGAUGAAUCAAUCAAUACUCCUACAGCAACAUUAGCAAAUAAUGAUCAAAGCAUUACAGAUACUUAUGCUUUGAUUGAAGAUAUAACUAAAUUGGUAAUCGAAUUGAUUUUUAUACUUUUUGCUAUACUUGCUACAUUUACUUUAAUGCGAUAUAUUAAAUCAAAAUAUGCUGCUGUACCAACACGAGAUCGAUCAUGA
This is a messenger RNA of Rotaria sp. Silwood2, 558 nucleotides long. NCBI's taxonomy places the organism in Eukaryota, Metazoa, Rotifera, Eurotatoria, Philodinida, Philodinidae. The record is from the annotation of a GenBank genome assembly.